Messenger RNA from Trichomonas vaginalis G3, 834 nucleotides. Its product is annotated as organellar and viral DNA polymerase type B. The annotation marks the transcript as partial. The record is from RefSeq and is a predicted model, not a curated record. NCBI's taxonomy places the organism in Eukaryota, Parabasalia, Trichomonadida, Trichomonadidae. The transcript has a single exon.
AUGUAUCGGAAGUUGUCUAAGUUAGAACACUCGGAAAUAAAACAACUUCUUACAGAAGCUAACAUAGAAGUAGCAACACAUUACGCGACAAACAAAAAAGCACUCGCUGACAUCCUCAAUGACUACAAUGGUGAAAUAACUUAUGAUAGAAUUCAUGAGUUCAUAAAGCCGCAACGCGGCGAGGACGAAGUCCAUGCAAGAACUUUUCCUUUAAAUGACGUUGCUAUUGACUUAUAUCAUAGACGUUCAGUACCUCAUGAAGUAAGAAGAGAAAUGUUUGACAUAACAAAUGCAAACGUUGGUGAAACAAGAAGAAGAGACGACACACUGAAACAACAGAGAAGAGAGAUGUUUAAAAGUGCUAUAGAACAAGUUCGCAAAACUAAUGAUGUCAUUCGUUCCAUUGACGACAAACCAAAAGAAGGUGAGAGAUGGUUAAAGAAAGAUGAAGAGAAUAGGAAGAGGAAUGUGAAGACAGGUAAUAGACUCAUUGACUUUAACAUCGAAGCUUUAGAUGAACCAAACAGAGAAUAUUUACAUAAACAUUUCGGUAAGGUUUUCAUGAGACUCUUAGAGAAAAUUAAAAUAAACUCACAACAGAGAUGGAUGGUAUGUUAUAAACUUGGUGGAAAGUAUGAAUGUUCUACGUUAAACCUCAAUAAUAUUGGAACAUUACUACAUCAGCUCUUGAAGGAGAACUUUAUAUCAGAGAUAGAAGCAAAUGCCGCAGGUAUUGUUGAAAUGCACUAUGACUUCUUCUUGACAAACAUAAAGAAUCUUACCGAAAUAAAGAUGUAUGAUUUAACAGAAUAUGAAGGCUUAACGAUGUCAGAU